CUACCUAACUAUGAUUCGGGAUCUACAAAAUUAUCUGUUAUAGGUAGCAAUGAUUGUGGUGGUCAACUUGGUUUAGUAAACGUAGAUGAAGUGAAAUUUCCUAAGCAUGUAGAAUAUCUGGAUAAAUUUAGAAUUGUUUAUAUAAGUGUUGGAAGCCUUCAUGCUGCUGCUUUAACGCGGGAUGGAAAAGUUGUUACUUGGGUUUGUAAUAAUCAUGGCGCCUUAGGUAGAAUUACAGAAAAUGAGGAUGAUGAAAGAGAACCUUUCUAUGCUCAAGGUAUUGAUAAUGUAACUAUUGUAAAAGUCGCAUGUGGCGGAAACAUAACAUUAGCUUUAUCAAAAGAUGGUCAGUUAUAUAUUAGUAGUACAUUUAAGGAUGAGAAUGGGGUACUAGGAUUUUCUGCAAAGAAUAAAGACAAACUUAAACAAAAAAUUUUUAUAAAAUACGAUACUAAAUCCAAAAUUGCAGAUAUAGCUGCGGGUGAAAAUCACG
Molecule: messenger RNA, 493 nt
Organism: Dentiscutata erythropus
Lineage: Eukaryota; Fungi; Glomeromycota; Glomeromycetes; Diversisporales; Gigasporaceae
Source: the annotation of a GenBank genome assembly